Messenger RNA from Penicillium canariense, 1197 nucleotides. RefSeq names its product SWIRM domain-containing protein. Gene Ontology annotation, biological process: regulation of transcription by RNA polymerase II; chromatin remodeling. The record is from RefSeq and is a predicted model, not a curated record. The transcript has a single exon. Gene Ontology annotation, molecular function: transcription coactivator activity; chromatin binding; protein binding. The coding region runs from base 1 to 1197 and encodes 398 amino acids. NCBI's taxonomy places the organism in Eukaryota, Fungi, Ascomycota, Eurotiomycetes, Eurotiales, Aspergillaceae. Gene Ontology annotation, cellular component: SAGA-type complex; nucleus.
AUGUUCACCUCCUCUGGUGUACAGCCGCCGCUACAGUCGCAACCACCGCAGCAGCCAGGCAAACACCCUUCCUCCACAUCCACCAUGAGUCGUCUUCCCGUUUCUAGCCUCAUGUCACCCCCCGAGACGAAGCCGCUGGAGAGCUUUCACCCCUCCUCCCCCUUUGCAAAGCCCGACCCGUCGUCCCUCGGGGGGAUGGUGAAACUACCCCCCAUCUCAGCUGAUCGCAAGCGAACACAGUCCGAGAUGGAUUUGCCCUCGCCACCGGUGACCCCCUACACCGGCAUCAAGAAGCGACGAUCUCACACGGCAGACCAGAUUGAACACGAUGUCGAGGCCCAUGCCUCCCGGGACCCUGUGCUCUUCCCUCGCCAUGACUCCGUGGCCCGGGAGGAGCCCCUGUUUGGUCCCAUCCCCCCUCCCGCCGCAGAGGCUCUCGUGGAGCAGCAUAUCAACUCGCACAUGGCCCGGUUUGAGAACAAGCGGAACAAACCUACCCGUGAUGAAUAUCUUCUGGCGCUGUCGUGUGUGCCCGUUGUCUCGACCCAGUACAAUCGCAACCCGGCCGCUUGGGCCCGGGAGGAACGGGAAACGCUCGAGCGCCAGCUGGUCUUGAUGAAUCGCUACCGACCGUCGGGAGAGCUGGAGGCCAAGCUGAAGAAGAUCGCCCCAGCCCCCAUCAAGAAAGUAGGAGGAGGGACCCUGCGCGUUCCCCGGACCCGCGUCAAGCGUACCCCCAAAUCUACCCCCAAGCAGCAGACCCUGGAUACAUUCGACUCUUCCCCUCCCUCUGCUUCUAAACCCCGUGCCUUGGGCACCAAUCGGGAUGAUACCGAAUUCCAUAGCCUGCCCGACUACUCACCUCCACUCGAGACGGUGGGCAGUAACACGAAGGCCCUCAAGGCAGACUGGAAGGGGCAGAUGCUGGAUUUGAGCAAUGACCCGGACCGACGCCUGCUCAGUCCCGCCGAGCUCAAUCUGGCCUCGACUCUCCGGCUGUCCUGUGCGACCUACCUGUGCAGCAAGCGCCGAAUCUUUGAAGCUCGGGUACGCGCCCUCGGCGUGGGCAAAGAGUUCCGCAAGACCGAUGCUCAACAGGCCUGCAAGAUUGACGUCAACAAAGCUAGCAAGCUCUGGACCGCCUACGACCGAGUGGGAUGGUUCAAGCCGGAGUAUUUCCAUCAAUAUCUGAGAUAA